Molecule: messenger RNA, 21512 nt
Organism: Pocillopora meandrina
Lineage: Eukaryota; Metazoa; Cnidaria; Anthozoa; Scleractinia; Pocilloporidae
Source: the annotation of a GenBank genome assembly
AUGACGUCCCUGGCAAAACAACUACAGCAACUGCAAAUACCGGGCAGUUUGCCUUCAACAGCCACUGCUAAAGCCAGCAAAAAAUCAUCUCUGCUAUUUGAUUCGAAAGAGGCAGCUGACAUAGACAACGAAACUGUGUUCUCUAUCGGUUUAAAUGGCUUGGAAGAAUUGAAAGUUAUCGAGCCUGCCUUUAAGAUGUUUGAAAAGUCGCUUUUUGGCGACAAUUCAAUGUCUCUGGAGAGAUCUUUACAGACAAAAGAUGUGAACGAAAAGCUCGAUAAGCAUAUUUCAAAGUUUCUGCAAUAUUUAUCGCCAUACUUCUUGCUAAAGCCAGCUCAUAAGGUUUUGGAAUGGCUUAUCCGAAGAUUCCAAAUCCACGUGCACAAUGUUGAUAGUUUGGUCACUUGUAUUUUGCCUUACCACGAAACAAACUUGUUCACUCGUGUGUUGCAGCUACUUUCCAUAAAAGAUCCUUCCUCAAAAUGGAACUGGCUCAGUCCGAUUAAAAAAGCUGGAGUUCCCCUUUCUAAGACAGCUUUCUUACAACACUGCAUCACUGAUACAGCCUUCUUCUCUCUCAUUUGUGACAUGGUAAUGGAAGGUAUAAAGUUGGAAAUCCCUCCAUCAAGCUCAAGAGUUUUGUUUACAUUUUAUACCUCGACUGUUGUUGGAGUCUUGGAUAUGAUGCCAAGUGUGACAGAGAAAUUUAUGACUCUGUUAUUGCCUCAUUUACUGGCUGUUAUUAAGUCUGGGCUCUCAGAGCUGAUAGCAUCAUCGUACAUUAUUACAGCUCAGUUGUGUUUUAGAUGCAGUAUGGAGAAGGAAUUGGUGAAAUCCCUAUCUGACAGCAUAUGUAAGGUAUUAUAAAUUACUGUUAUUUUGGGCAUCUUCCAUGAAUAAAAUACAACAGUAAAUGGUGAGUUGAAAGUCCCUUCAAGGUUGACCCUCGUGACUAAAUUCAAGAUCACCUGUCAUGAAAGCAUCAGGGACUAAAAUUUUGAGUCUUGAAAUAAAACUAGCAACUUAUCAAUGUGGUGAAGUUUAAGUCAUUUUUUGAGUUUGCAUAAAUGUUUACAACCAAUCAAUUAUCAAUCAGGGUAGUCCUCAAAUUGAAACUCUUCCUCAAGUCUUGUUACAGGGAGUAAUCAAGUUUAUUUUGAUAGUCCAUUCUUUGAAGGUACUGUCUGUAGCUCUCCAUGUUUCUGUGGUGUCUCUCUUUCCCUUGUCUUUCUCUAGCUUUUUCUCAUCAUUGGUUGACCACUUUAACUUGUCAUUGGUUCAUAAGCUCUCCCAAACUCAAGUAUUAUUAAUCCCUUCGUUUUUUAAUAAAUUGCAGAGCAUUAAACCAGGAUUUGCCACUGAAGGUUUGUCUUGUCUUACCUACAUUUGUCAAUCACAGGGGUUAAAGAAAUUAUCAAAGAGGUUAGUCUAUGAUACAUGUAUAUAGCAUAUGAUAAAAAUGACUUACUUUUGCUUAAUGUGCAGAUAUUUCACUCCUUAUCCUUAAAAUCUUUCAUUUUUCAUUUAUAAUUGUGUAUUGCUAUGUAUUUUGUUACAGGUCUUUUAAAGCACUUCUGAAGCUUCCAAGACUGGUAGAUAUUCUUCACAAUCUGUCUGUGACUCAUAGCAUUAAUCCAUUACUUGAAGCAUUUGUCCCACAACUUGUAUCCAAUGGAAUAAAACAGGAGUUAUCAGAGGAGAGUGACACAAGAGCCCUGUUAGAGAUUGUCUGGGAAUUACUUAGAGAGGUUGAUUUUGAACCAGCACUGGUCACAAUGAUUGGCAGGUCAGAAUUCACCAUAAGUUGUUCAUUGUAAGAAAUACAGAUGUUUUUAAUGCUUUUUUGAACAGUGUGUAGUACAGAUAUUAUAGAUGCACUGUCAGAGGGUUAAAAACAAAUAAUUCAAAUAAAACACAGCUUGAAUGAAAACCUCUGCUUCAUCUGGAGGAAGGCUUAAGGUCUGAUCUCAAACUGUCCCUUCUAGCUGCUUUAUAUUUCUUUGGAAACUAUAUAUUUUUCAAAAAUUUUAAAUUUUGUAUUUUGUUUAUAUCAUGUAUCACAUAAACACCCUGGAGUUGAUAAGUUUGAUUUAUUCUCAGUACUUGUUUGCUGGAUAAUAUAUUGCUAUUGUAAGGAAAAGUUACUUGUCAAUCAGGUUUAGGAAUUGCUAGUCUUUCAAGGCUAUAGUAAGCUAUGGAACAGGUUGUGAGACCAUGCAUCUGAUCAUUAGCAUGUAGCAUCAAUUAUAGCACUUUUUUCAUAUAUAUUUCAAGAUACUUCAGACCAGUGAGUGAUGAAAUGUGUAUUCCCCGUGUUUGAAGGAAUUUUCCUCUUGAGAAUAAAAAUCACAUGAGUUGAGUACCUUUCUGACACUGGAAGAAUGUGAUCUCAACAUUUAGCAGGCUUCAAGCCAAUAAAAUCUUGGUGAAACUCAGUCUAAUCAGUUUUCUCUAAACAGACCUAACAUUUGACUGAAAGAAACUUCCAUGUGCUUGACUUUGUUAAUGACUUCUGUUCAGUUGGUGGAAAUGUCAGGCACAGUCUAUGAGAGCAGUCUUCUUAUGGACACUCUUCCUAAAGACAAUCACAUUUCUCAAAUUACUUGAUUUUUUUGUUAAAUAUUGUAAAUUAAUGACUCUCCUUGAUUCUUACCUGUAGAACACUUCUUGAGGAGUACUGUGAUGCCAGGAAAGCAUUGGGUGCAGAUGAGGGUAGAGUUGGAAACUUGAAUGAAAAAGUGAAAGAUUUGGUGCAGGCCUUGGAAAAAAGGUUAGGUUUGAUGCCUGCACAUUUGUAUAUGUGUAGGGCUUUUAUGUUUUUGAAUAAAUUCAUUUAUAUCUUUAAGCACUAAGGGCAUACUCUGUGUUGUGUACCCUGCUUGUUUCUUGUAGUUCUUCUUUAAGUGAAACUGUAGUUGGCUAUAUCCAUCCGAUGCUGAUUAAUGAGACCAAAUAUCUGUUCUGAAAAGCUGGCAGAACUGGUGUUUGUCACAUUUGCUCAAAAAGUGCUGGUAUUUUAGAGUUUGCUUUAAUUAAGUUCUCAUAAUGUCACUUCUCAUAAUUGAAUAACCCAUAUUUACCAAUGGAUAUGACUCAACAUUAAGUCUCGUAUGCUUGGUGAAACAGGGCAAAUGUAGUUCCUUUAGAAGUUUCUGCAGGUGAUCUUUUCUUUCCUGUUACUAAAGUUGAUUUUGUUUUUAAUGUAUAAUUAUGUUUAUUUUACAAGAUAUCCUACUGAACUAGAGAGAGCUGUCGAGGCACAUCUUCAGGCACUCAAGAACACAGAGGACAUGACUGAGGGGGAUGCUGGCAUUGUUUCAGAGGAAGGUUCCCUCUGGACAAUGGAUCUGGUGUCCUUAGCACUCACAGGAGUAAAAUCACAGGUACAUGUAACUCCCCCACCCCCCCUACAAGCACAUGUAACUUCCCUGCUUCCCCCCCCAUAGGUGCACAUAACUUCCCUGUUUCCCCCCUCCAUCGAAUGACUCUGAUGAUGGAGUGUACAUGGAGAAUCACAGUCUGGUGGAUGGAGAUGGUGAUAUAUUUUAAAAGCAAGCAUUUCUUAAAACCUAAUGUACACAGAGACCCUUUGUCAUAAAUGACAACAUAGUUUCUUGUGAAUUUUAGAAUGACAGAAAUGAAAUGAAAAUUUUUUUUGGCUGUCCAGCUGUAAUUAAGAUGAUCAAAGAAAUAUCUAAAAAAAAUUCUGUUACAUUGUCUGUGUACCCCUUUUAGAAUGAUGACCAUUAUGUAUGGAAUAUCUGAUGGAAUAUAUGUAUGUGUAAGACAGAACAUUAAUAUAACACUUGUAUUCAACUGGAUGUUAACUUUUCCCUCUGCAGGUCAUUCCUGAUUCAAACACGACACUAGUUUUGAGUCUUCAUCAUCCUCAAGCCCAAGUGCGGGAAAUGGCAAUCAAACGUCUAGGAGAACUAUUAGCAGAUAAAGGGGUACUGUUCUUCAGUUAUCAUCCAGCUGUUAUAUUUGUGAUCAGCCCUUGACCCUUUCACCCCCAAGAACUCUGUAGUAAUUCUCUUUACUGUCUGGAAGACAACUCUUUUAAUUCUUGUUUGAAGAAUUUGGUAUUAGAUCAACUAGUAAUUGAUAUUUUUUUGUUAUUCUCAUCGCUUGCCUGCUUGAUAUUGUAUGAAUGUUAUAGGGAGAAAUUCUGUCUUGGUCAGUCGUUUGAGUUAGAGGGUUACAUUAGCCUGAGCCUGUUUGUAGCUUCCCCCCUUGCUUCUUCUCUUUUGGAGGGUUACACUUGUCAAUUAUUUCUGAUGCUUGUGAUGGAAUGUUGGAAGCAUGGCUUAUUACUUUUUUAGUAAUUUGUGUGACUGUGAAGUUUCUAUACAAAUAUAACUCUGGUGAAUGUUGGCUUGACAGGGCUUGUCUGAAGACAAACAGUUCAUUAGCGAUUCAUUACUCUCACGACUUCAAGAUGAUGAUCCAUCUGUGGUGGCUUGUGUGCUUAAAUUGGGACAGGUGAAAUUCCAUGAUUUUUCUCAAGAUAAAGAAUAUUAGUUGAGUUUUUUUGUGAUUUAUCAUUGCUUUAGAUGCACUAAAAAUAUGUGAUUAUAUUAAUAAUGUAUCAUGGGUAUUAUUUUGUAAUUAGGGGCUUGUAGAUAAUCUUCCCAUUGAUCAGUUUUUGAAAGAAAUGUUUAAACUUCUGGACAAGAAAUCAGAGGAGUGGUGAGUGUAACACAAUUUUAUGGACAUUAUGAUGAGCAAAUUAAAGGAAACAUUAAUUUUUUAUAAGUCUAUCAAGCUAGAUUUACAUGCAGUAAUAAUUAUUUUUUUGGUCCUGUAGGGACAAGGUCCGAGAGGAAGCCUCUCUAUUGUUGGUUGGUGACUGGGUAACCUGUGCUGUGCCAUCACUUGUAGCAGAAGUUAUGUUUGGUUUAUUGCCUCGUCUACUGCUCCAUCGUCAGUCUCACAAAAUGGCAGUUCAGUUGUCAUUAAUUGUCAGCCAAUCAGAGCUGGCUUCACUGCAUCCUCUUUUGACUGGAAUGGAAGAUUUUGUUCAAAAGAAAGGUAGAUACGCAUGCAUCAUUUACAUUUAUAUGCAAACAUUCAGCAACUACAGCAACUAACAAAGUGAUCUUCUUUCAGUGCUUACAAAACUGGUGUCACCUAUCAAAAAGGGAUUGUACAUGUAUCUGUAUUGCUUACGUAUCAAAUUAUAUCUGUAGGUAUCAAUAAGUUGUAUUAUGAUUAGCUGAGAUACAUUUUGUUAUCCAAGUGUGAAUGUACUUUAUCCUCUAAAACUCUUUCAGAGUGGAAAAGUUGCACAAAGAUUGUUGACCUUGAUAAGCUUGCCUUGGCCAGCAGUUUACUGAUCAGUUGGCUUGGAGAUAACUUGGUUAAGUUAGAUGAAGAACAAUGUGUGGAGAUGGUGGGUAAAACAACUCUUCUCCCCUCCAUACAUGUGUAAUUCUUGAUAUCAAGAAUUAUUGUUUUGCUUAGGGUUAAAUUGUAAAUGUCACUGGCACAGUCAUUCAUGAGAAUUGGAAUCAGAACUUACAUUGUACCUCUGGGCAUACAUGUAUGUAACUGUAGAUGUUUGAAGUCAGUAAUUGUAAAGAAUUCACCUUUAAAAGUUAAUUUUAAAGUUGUUACAUUUCUUCUUGAUUCUCUCUCAAUCAGGUUCAGAGUAUGAUAGCAUAUGCCAAAAGUCUUUCAGAUGAAAGUCUUUUCUACCCACUCCUGAAUUGUCUGCUCAGUAGGGUCAUUGCUACAGGAACAGAAGAGUGUAAGAUGAAGUUGUGCCAAGUCAUCACAGAAUAUAUCUUACCUGAUAUUUGGAAAGUGACAAGAAUGCCAGGAAACUAUGAGCCUCUCAAGGUAUUGUGGACUGGACUGGCAUUUAAUGUUUAAGGCAAUAAUCUGAGAAGUUUUCCAAUGCUCUGUCUUUGAAUUAAGUGACCUCUGCCCCAGAUCCUUAAUUUUAUUAUGCUCAAUAUUCACUUGGUUUUUGAAAGCAUAAAGGAGUGUGGUAAAAAGAGAAAACUUUCUUGCUUUCUUGGGAUUUAAUUGAUGAAAAAGCAACUAUACUAUUUCUCUAAACUUGGUAAACAGUCAAUCUGAGAAUGUUUUUGCAAACCUGUGCUCUCUUCUGAAAACCUGAUGGAUGUAGCUUUUACUCUGAACUUUUCAACCAUUCACAUGAAAUGCAGAAGACCUUGUCUGGGUGCAGAAAUAGUGAUUUUAUAUCGUUUAUAUGUGAACACAGUGCCAAUUGUUUUCUUAGGAAGGUGGUUUUUUAUAUAUAUAUAUUUUUAGGAUGAAGAGUCAGGAAACAAAGACACAAAUUCAGGGCAUGUGGUUCCAUUUUCUCUCUUAAAAAGUUUGGUGAAAUUUCUUGGUAAACACAGCAAUAAACGCCUGAAUCAUUCCAGAGGUGCCAUUACACUGUGGCUGUGUAAGAUGUUGAUAAAGAACAUCCCUUCUAUGCCUUGUGCUUCAAGUGGUGAGAAAUGUCUUUUGAAUUAUGGAGUAAAUUAUGUAAGUUAAGUAUUGUUGAACAAUGCAAACAGUGAUUUAAUUGUUAAACUAUGGACAGUUUUGAUAGUUGGUGAGCAGUUUGAAUUCAAUUACUUGUUCCUCCUCCCUUUCCCCAAUUUUCUGUACAUGUCGUCUUGUCACAUAAUGUACAGAAAUCUAAAGACAUGAUUAACCUACAUCUUGUGUUAUACAUGUGCAUUGUUUGUCACUUGUAGGACAGUGGUGGCCAGAGGCAGAUGGUAUUAACCCAGAAGGCAUUUAUACUAAGGUAUGGAACAUAAAGCAUAAGGAUACCCUUCCAAAAUAAAAUUGUAAUUUACAAGUCCUUACCUCUCCUUUUCCUUAGCUUCUGACAAUGCUGUUUGAGGCUGUAGCAUUUGGAAGUGGCACUUCAACAGCACAUCAAGAUUUAUUCAAAGAAUUACUUCAAGAUCUCUUCCAGGUAAAAGACAAUGUAGAGAGAGGUCAAUUACGUACUCAGGUGUACAUAAUAUAUGUUAGAGAUUUAUCCAUUUUGAAGUAGCUACCAGAGUUAAAUUCACUUUAUUUUUUAUUUUCUAGUUUACUUAUAGUCAUGAAAUCUACUGUAUUAAGCAUUUUAAAUUGUUGAGUUAAUUGUUUACACAUUUAUCAUUUAUGUGUUACAAGUUUUAGUAUAAGUAUCCAUUGUUCAAUUAAAUGUCAUUUUCCGUUACAUUGUUUUCCAGUGCCAUUUACCAGAAAAACUAGUCCUGCUAAAGUUUUUAGGACAUUUAUGGUGUAAAAAUCUUCACCAGGGAGGGGAGAGUGGAUUAGCUCUUCUGCAAGUUCAGUGUCUUCACAUCGCUACUGCAUGCCUUGGCUCCAUCAGCGGGAAAGCGGUGAAGGAACUGGCCAAGACUACAUGUUCAGGUACAAUAGUGUUUUUGCUGCAGGUAACCAAACAAAAAUUUGAGUUGCCAAUUAUCAGGUUGUGAGUGAUACAUUUGUCAUCAAUGUACAUUUGUAUACAGGUGUAACUCGAUACUUGCUUUUGCAGUUGUGCCUUCUCUUAUGGUGCCGCUGUGCAGCCCAGUCUCUGCUGUAAGAAAGUCAGCUGUUGCUUGUAUAAAGAUUAUCAAGUCCAAACUAUCUUCUGUCCAAGCCUGUCCAGUGACGGCACUUAUUGAUGUCUUGAAGGACAGUGCUGAAGAACUUUCUGCAGAUUCUGAACAGUUACAUAGGUGAGAAUAUAAUGUUAUUUAAAAUUUUUUUCACUUAUAGAAGAAUUUCAAAUUUGCCAAAUUUUUUUAUUACCUUUGGAACGGGUCACUUCUUGUCUUGAGGCGAGAGGAGGAAAGUGUAAGGAAAGAGCGAAUAAAUGGCGUGGAAAGCGAGAAUAGCGCGAGGCGCGAGCUAGUGCGAGGCGAGAGCGAGUAUAGCGCGAGGCGAGAGCGAGUUUCGCGUGAGCCUCAAGGGCGAGUCACGCGUGUGACCUACCUUUGCUCGCACAUAGCGCGUGCCAUCCCUCGCGUGAAAACGCCAAAAAAGGGAAAAAUUAUUGCUCGUUGUGCAGGACUAAUCAUUUACUAUUUGAACUAUUCAUUGACAGGGUUCUUGGUGAGUUCUUUGCUCCAGCGGUAUCCCGCGGAAAGCCUCACUCCAAGUCAUCGCACAAUAAGAUCAUUAAGAACGCGCUGGACUUCUUGUUACAACAUGUAGCAUCCAGUGAAACGUCUUCUUUUGUUAGACGUACCAUACUGUCAUCGUUACGCAGUAUUACUACUCAGGUAUGAAGAAACCGAUGGCUACAGACAAACACUGAGCAUCUCGAUUUUUUAUGCGAAGAAGAAUAAACGGUAGAUUUUUAACACGGUUGUCUUUGGAGAAAGAUGUUACUUGAGAAUUGGUGUUGUUAGACUCUUUUGAAUUUGUAGAUCUUAGCAGUAUCCAGGUCGCUAGUUGCUUAUGAACCUAGUAAUUGGCCGAAUUCAACGCUAGGUUUUCUUGCGCUCAGAGGUGGAAGAUCAGAGCGGAGAAACCAAGAGUGUGGGCAGCACUUUAUAACGGGGGAAUGUCGUUUUUACACAGGAGAUGCUUCAGACCCUGUUGCCGCUCGUGGAAAAACUAUUAGACAAGUGCGAGGAUAGCAAAGCCCUCUUACAUGAAGAUGAGAGCAUUCUGCUACAACUGAUUUUACAAAAGUACACCCCGGACACUGCUACACUGCUGCAGGAGGAAUCCAAAUGUUGGAAAGAGAUGUUGAGGGUGCUCUACCUGAGAUCUGCGGUCUGCCCUGGACAUCCAGCACCAAUGUUGACUAUGAUUGGCCAGGUAAGUGUCAUAAAAUGAGUCUUUGCGACCUGUUUGGAAGCAGUGUAUAAGAAGUGUUUUGUCGCAUCUAAUCCAUCAGAAGCCUUGAUAGCAGGAACUGUGAUUUUUUUUCCCUCUAAACAGCUGAGAAACAGGCGAUUUCGGACACUUCUGUGCAAUUUUGAAUAGUUUCGUCCGAUUUUUAACGUUUCCCGUCUGGUUUCAAACACUUUCCACAUUUCAUUUCACAUCCCAUUUCAGAAGCUUCCGUCUGGUAUCGGAAGGUUCCUCCUGGUAUCGGACAUCUUCGCCUGUUUUCGAACAGUUCCGUUUGAUUUGGGACGGUUUUAUUCGAUUUUCGGAGAUUUGUCUGAUUUUGGACAUGUCUUUCCAUUUUUGGACACCCCAGUCAGAUUUAGAUAAACGUGUAUGUUGGCUCCCGGACGCCUUUGUCUUAUUUCAAACAUUUCCUCUCAAAUUUGCACCUUUCUUUCAGAUUACAAAUAGAUUUUUCCAAGCAAUCCCAGCAGAAGGAGUAAAGCAGCAUCUGAUGAAGAUUUUUGUGGACACGAUGCUUGAAGCAAAGGAUGUUGUUAUAGGAAAUGCUGCCAAGAAUUCUCUGUUGAAGGUACACUGUUGAAAAAACUGUUAAAGCUCUCUGCAAAAGUGAGAGAUACCGUCCCGUAAUUAUAAAUCUGAUGCCCCGCCAAGACUCGAACCUCAGCCACUUCUGAUUUCGUGGUCGUUUAGCAGCUCGGGCGUUCAAUAAAGGAGCAUUCUGAUUCAUGGCAAGCGUUAUAAAAUAAAAAUCUGCGGUUGUCGUUCAUUCAUGUGCACGUAGUUGUCCUUGUAAAGUCGUGACUAACCCGAUUUUGCUUUCUUCGCAGCUUACUCUGACAGCAGAUCUGAUUACUGAAGAGCUAUGUAAGCUGAAUUCCAAUACUGAUAAAGAACCAAAGAAAAAGAAAGUGAAGAAGUUAGUUUCCUGAGCGUUUGAUUUAUUUUGAUUAGUAUUCAUUAGUGCUGUUUGUACAAUUUCUUGUGCCGGUUGCAUGAGUUUUUUUUCUUUCACGGAGACGGUAAAUGUUCUUUUGACAGGGCGCGAAAGGGUGAGCAAGAUGACGAGAACGAAGGAGCAGUGCAGCUUCAAAGAGUGACAGUUGUUCUUGAAUUGUUACAGAGUAAGAUUAACAUUGAAGAACCACAUCGACUUCUACCAACCUUGUUUGGGACCCUGACCAGGUACAUGUACAGAACUGUGAUGAGAAAAAGAAGGGAAAAACCUUUUAAAGUUAUGUAAUUUGAAAACGACUCUCCUUUGUAUGGUGAACGGAAAGUAAAAGCUUGCUCUACCACACACAUUUCGUUGGACUUAUUUAAUGAUGGAAACUUCUAAAACUUCUGCUCUUCAUGUAGCUUGAAUACCAGCUGUUUUGAACUUUUGCAUGGAGGUUUCACGUCCAAUGUGUGUGUCGAUUAAUGUUAACAAUAGGUUUUUUUGUCCAUCACACAGUUAAUAUAUGUUCAGGUUGGCAUCAAGACUUUGUUUAAUUUUUUUUGUUUGUUUCUUUUGUUUGUUUGUCUCCCCCUCAGGUGUGUAGAACUCGAUCACAGUCAAACAGCUUCAGAGUACAUUAUGCAGCUGGUAUUUUCUCUCAUCAACAACAUCUGUCAGAAACUGUCUCCAAACAGCAGCGCGUCUAUUGCAGGUAACAGAAGCCAUCUCUAGCGGUUUGGAAGGGGGGGGGGUUAGGAACUCAUAAAAUGAGGGGAACUUGUCAUUUACCUCAGGAGUAUUAAGCAAGGAUUUGGUGUCCUUUUGACUUUUUAGGACUAAACCCGAUAACGUAAUGUCAAGGUGUAUUUGGGAGUUGCCUAAGAAGAAAGUAAGGAAACACCGUCAUUUUACUUUGUUGGGAGUCAUUGGCUUGGAAAUUUGAAAGGUGUUGACGGUUAAUGAAUAAGAGGGGGGGGAAUGUCUCUCAAGACAUUGUGGUGCUGCAUCGGUGGGGAAAUUACAAGAUAAUUAAUUUUGGUUUCAUCAACUAAGUUAAAAUUGUGAAUUAACCGCCUCCCCCCUACAGUAGAAGGUUUCUAAAGCAGACGUUUUCGUGGGGUAGCCCAUCUUCAGGAUGAAACAUCAACUUUAGAAUCUUUCUUCGCGGUGGCCGGUUGGUAUUCACAUUAACAACUCAGCUGAAGAAACCAAAUUAUUUGAGUAUCUAAUGGGUUGGAUCACAAUCUAAAUCGCAGCGAGUAAAAACCAACACAAUUUCCGUUGAGGGUCGUUGAAAAUUUUUGUGAGGAAGUUUACCACUGCCCUUUGUACAAAACUGUUACACGGAGUCCAUUCUCUGAGUUCUGAAUAUUUUGAUUCCGAAAUUUGAGUUUACCAGGGAUUUUCUAGCUGAGAUGUUAGUUCACUGUCUUUUGUUUUGUGGCAGAUCUCGUUCCCGAAGACCAGUUUGACGUGGAGUUGAUAGUCCAGUGCAUAAGGUCAUCAGAGAAUCCGCGCACUCAUACCCAGGCUUUACUCCUGCUUGCAACCUCAGCCAAGCUUUUUCCGGUAAAUUUAUUGAAAGUGUUUCAUAAACUCGGUGGCCUGAUGGUUGGUACUCCGGUUUUUGGAUUUUUAAAAUUCGUGGUUUCCAAUUCAGGCCAAGCCAUUUUGUAGGCACCAUUUUCUUACAGUUCCUCUAUUCACAAAAGAAUAGAAAUGAGUGUCGGUGAACGACCUUAAAAAAAUGCUGACGGGGAAGGGAAGGGUAACCCAGAAGCAAAAUAACUUUCUAGCCCGGCAGAUUUGAAUCACGCCUAUGCCCUUCAUCUUACAGAAACCAGGAGGAGUUGCGGCGGGGUAUCUAUUCAAGCCUUUCUUCUAUGCAGACUUCAUGUGAUUAUGUAAAUUUGUAUGCUAGCUGAAAAACUCUCCUUCCCCCCACCCCUCCCCCUCUCAGCCUUCCGCGUCCACCAACAAUGUGAUUAAAACAGACUGAUUGGUAUGAUCUUUGGGGCUUUUUUUUUUCAGGAAAAAGUUUUGCACAAUGUGAUGUCGAUAUUCACUUUCAUGGGCGCGAGUGUCGUUCGCCAGGAUGAUAGUUAUAGUUUUGAAGUCAUCACUAAAACACUGGACACAGUGAUUCCUGCGUUGAUUCAGGUAUGUGUGGUUUGUUUGAACUGCAUUUACUUUCAGUUGUGCGUAUGAAGAGAAAUAUGAGUAAGAAACGUAUAAUUCGUAAAAGCUUUUUAAUCGAGUGUCCUAAAACGGAAACAAAUUACAACGGCUAGGUAAGACAAAGGUGAAUGUCACAGAGAAUAUUUUGGGAUUCAAAUCUAAAAUAAGGAAAUCCAGUGAAGUGCGGUAAAAUCCACGAGGGUCAGAGGGUGUAACGCGCAUGGUUCAGAGGGUGGAACGUGCGUUGGUCAGAAGGUUAAACGCGCGUGGGUCAGAGGGUGAAAAGCGCGUGGGUUAGAGGGUGAAAAGCGCGUGGGUUAGAGGGAGAAACGCGCGUGGGUCAGAGGUUGAAAAGCGUGUGGGUCAAGGAUGCUGCAAGUUUUCUACACGGAUCACAAAACGAGGCAUAGCAAACCUAUUCCAGUCCUGGAUUAGUUUCAACACUCCCAUUUAGGAUUUCUUCAUCCACGUCUCAAUCCAUUUAGGCGGGUGAGAAGCAGCAGUUACCACAGCUGACCAAAAAGGACUCGGCGUCUCUGGAUGACAUUGUGGCGAUGCUUAUCAGAGUAUUUGUGGAUGCCUCGCCUCACAUUCCAGAGCACCGCCAGCUUCCCUUGUUUGCUCAUCUCAUCGGCACUGUUGGUUCAACACAGUUCCUUCACACAGUGAUCAUUCUCUUACUGGAGAAGCAUGUUGUGCACGCCCCAAACACGUCUGAUGAUAAACAGGUACUUGUUAGAUUGCGAAAAGAGUCUCUUUCGACUCCCAUUCUUCCCCGUCCUUCGCCUUAAUGGAAAAUCACAACAUCACACACUACACAAAUGAAGUUUACUCAAACGUUGUCCCGCUGUGCUUCGGUUCAAGACGAGAGUUGUUCCUAACAUGUACAUACCUUUACUUGUUUUUGUAUCACUAGGAUCAAUCGGUAUCUGGAUGACUGCGCACCUACUCCUCCCCUAACCCACCAACAGUCAACCGAGAACAAGUUAGGGUAAUGUUGGGUUAGGGGAGGGGUAGGUGCGCCGUUGCCCAGAUACUGACAUUAAUGCUAUUGCUCUAAAUAUUAUUUCUGCAGACAAAGGGGAAAGUAAAGAAUAGAUUAAAAUAUACGUAAAAGUAGGUAUCUCUGACAUGAUUUAUUUCUUGUGUUUCAGACGUCUGUUGCCAAAAAGCCUCUCGGAGCAGACUUUUGUCUCAGUCUCUGCCAUUGCUUCCACGUUAAUGUUCAGGUACAGUAAGUUUUAAGACAUGCGGUGUAGAAAUUAGUUAUACGAGUGUGAAUCAGGACUAAGGUAUCUUGCAAAACCACGGCGUUAAAAAAAAUAUAUCUUGUAAUAUGAGCAGCGUGAAGAAGCGUGAAACCUUGUCUGUUAAAGAAUUGACCCGAGGUAUAACAAAAUCUGGAAACGACAACGUAUCUGGGAGGUUCUGGUCGUAAUUAAGGUGUUUUGUCAGUAUUUGGUGGAAAAAAUUGAGAAGCGGAAAAAUUGUAUGGUUUUUUUUUCUUUUUUGUUAUUUUUUUUUUUAGCUGUUUAUUCACUGUUGAAAGUAGAAACAAAAAAGUGUUCAUUAGUCUUGACGUGAUGCUAGAACAUUAUUGUUUGUAGGUAGAGGCCAUGUUGAAACUCCUGCAGUUCAUUGAUCAGUUGCCGUUGGAAAAACCUGAAGGUAUACUACCAAAUGACCAAAUGAUUAUGAUGUUAACUUAGUUAUGUUCGUUUGUACCAGGACAUGAAAGUGUUUAAAUCAGGUGCCAUCUUAGUGAAUGAUGAAAUGUGUAUUCCCCGUGUUUGAAGGAGUUUUCCUCUUGAGAAAAAAAAUCACACGAGUUGAGUCCUUUCUGACACUUGAUGGCUCCUGAACGUACAUUGGUUCGUUUGUUUAUUAUUCCUUGUUUGAGUUUCUUUUUUGUCCAUUCAUCACUUUGGACCUUCGUCUGUUCGUCAUUUCUUUUGUUCAUUCGUCAGUCUGUCCGUUCGUUAGUUUGUUCGUUCUUCCCUUAGUUUGUUCGUACGUUCGUUAGUUUGUUCGUUCUUCCCUUAGUUUGUUCGUACGUUCGUUAGUUUGUUCGUACGUUCGUUAGUUUGUUCGUACGUUCGUUAGUUUGUUCGUUCUUCCCUUAGUUUGUUCGUACGUUCGUUAGUUUGUUCGUACGUUCGUUCGUUUGUUCGUACGUUCGUUAGUUUGUUCGUUCUUUCCUUAGUUUGUUCGUUCUUUCCUUAGUUUGUUCGUUCUUUCGAUCGUUCUUCCUUUCGUUGUGUGUGUAAAGACGCUUUUCCUAUAAGUAAUCAGUGAACUCGUCGAUGUGAUAAUUAGUCAUCAAAAGAUUUUCCUUUAAAAAUUUCUUUUCUUCUCGAUAUUUCCUCCACAGUUCGUCAAAAGCCCAGGAUGGCUAGAAGAAGUGCCCGUGUAUUCCUCGCUGUUACGCCUCUGUUUGAUGUGGACACUCACUCAGCGAAACACCUCAGGCAAUUCAAAUACACAUCAAUCAGUCUUAUUUCUUCCUUGCUCGACAGUGACGAGUUUGUAAGCAAGGUAAAUAACCACUGACAACAGUUCUUUUCAACACCUAUCUUGACCAUUAGACAAUACUGUCAACUGUUACUCCUGAAUUCAAACGUAUAAAGUUAAACUGUUUUAAAGCACACAAAUCCAAAAACAUUUUUGAUUACAAUUGCAAAUUGGCAAUUGCGGUAAAAUUUCUCACUUUUGUUUCUGUCAGCAAAAACAGUGUUUUAUUUCCUUUGUUUAUCUUUCAUUUGACGGAGUACAGGUCCAUGUUGAGGAAGAAAUGUUGGAUUCUCCCUUUCUAAGGUAAACUUUGUUUAUGUGUCCUUGUUUCACUGUGGACAUUAUAUUCUUUAAACAGAUACAUGUAGCUCUUUCCUUUAAUAAAAUGGGUUUUAAGGUCAGUGUCGAUUAAAAAAAGAAAUUCCUUUUUGACAUCUUCACUAUAGGCAGUGGGGAAACUUGCCACACUCUAUUGAAACAACUCUAAAAGUGACUAAAUUUCGUAGUAUAUUUAUUUUUCUUGUUUUAUUUUUUAUUGUUUCUGCAGACUAUUACAGGAUACAUUAAACUUCAUGACUAAAACGGCGCAACAUGGUGAUCAGGCAGCUACUGAUGUGACUGGAAAGUUUUGGAAAGCUUUGCUGCAUAAAACUUAUGAAAUUAUAGACAAGGUAAUAAAAUACGAAAAACUGUCUGCUCUCCUUUAAAAGAACCAUUACUCAGAAUAUGAUUAAAUAUCCUGUUCUCUUUCCUCAAGGUAAAUCUCCUUUUACCUGCCUCGGUGUUUUUCGAUGUCAUUGAAAAACUUCUCCAUAGCAGCAAUGGAACAGUGAAGCGUAAAGCUAUGGAGUUACUGAACUGCAAACUAAGCAAUAACGUUGGAGUUCAUUCUGACGAGCAGGUACACGUACAAUAAGAAUGCACAACUUACAGUGUAGUCCCAAUAUUCUGAAUCCGUAGGCUGGAUCUUCCUGUAGGUAGUUGUGCUUAUGUAUAUGCGUGAUUUUUUCGCUUGAUAUAUCUCCCACGAAAGUCGUGUUCCUCAUGGUGGAGCUGUAUCAUCCCAUCAGUGUAAUGUAUCCCCGGAUAAAGCAAACUCAGGGGAUGCCCCGGGUAUGGACUCGACUCUGUGUAUCACUUUGUUUUUACCCUGGACAUAUCGUACCCAAGCAGGGUCCUCGGGCGCGGACUUGUGCUAGUGUACCAAUGUCAUUUCACCCACGAUAUCUAGAGUUUAAACCGUGUUCCCCUCUGUGGAGUUGUGUGAGAGUAAUAUUGUUGUUUUAAUUGUCUGUUAAGAGAGCAUCGACUUGACAUGUUAGUAAAACGUAAACAAGAAUGUAGGUUCUAAUUAUAAUUCUUGGUACUAUUUUCGUAUUUGAAGAUUAAGGCGUUACUGAACUUAGUAACCGAACUCCUCGCCAUAUCGGGAGGUACUGGGGAGAGUGAGGGGUCCGUCAUUAACAGGCAGACAGCUUUGUACAGCUUGAAGCUUCUCACUCGAUUGCUGGCCAAGGAACACCCUGACGAAUUUAAAGAGGUACUGAAACUUAUUUUCUUUUACAUUUGUGAAUGAAUUGAACCCCUGCCCUCCCCCCCCCAAGUUAACACUUUUGAGAUAUUACAUUUCGUCCCGAUGUAGGUGAUGACUGUGGCAAUUGAUGUGUUUUCUUGCAAAGAUUCCAACCCUCAGGUAAGUUACCCAUGUCUACAUUCUCGUUCUCCUUGCUGACGCAUUUCAGCAUUUGUCGGUAAUACAGUCUCAGUUGCAGUGGGUCGUGUUUGAGAAUCAAAACGCGGCGUUUUUCUAUGCCUACCAAAGAAUUGAGAGAAUAUAAUAACCCCCUUUCCAAUGGGAUGCCAAAUGUACGGAAGGCUGUUCACCCUCCUUCCCCUCCCUAGCAGUUUGUCGAGUUUCCCUACAGUUUUCCAGCACUGACAUACACUCAGUGGUGUAGGGAGGGGCUAUAAGAAUAAAUCAUCUCGCUAAUAUCCCGUCCAGGGUUCAAAUCUUGAUCCAAUGUCUAGACACUUCGCUUGGUUUACUUUAUUUCUCAUUGGCUCCGAAUAAUAUUUUCUUUCGUUCUGUUUGGCCCCGGCCCUGUGGUCAGCUUUUCUUUAGUUAUUGAAAAUUAAAGAUUUCCUUAUUUCUUUGACCUCAAGGUCGCUUCAAGCGCGUUGCUCUGUGCAGCAGAAGUGCUCGGUGGACUCAAAACGCACUGCAUUCCCUUCUUGCCAAAGCUGAUGCCUUCUGUACUGAAACUGCUCAAAAGAAAUCAAAAAGAGAGGUAAAGACUUCACUAUUAAUAAGAUAUCUGUAAAGAUGUUUAAUUCAUUUGACACUGAGGUAGAUAAAAAAAAUAGCAUGCGUCCGAUGAAAUCUUAGCUUUGGUGAUGACUUCGCGCUGUUUGUUGAAAUGGCAGAUUUUUUUUGGUCCACGGUCGUAACAAGACCAGUAACAUCUUUCUUUAAGCCAUCUGUGAUGUAUGAAUAGUAGCUCUCUGCUACACACUGAUUUUUAUGCUGGUUCUCCUGGCACUGAGAGGAUUUAAUUGACAAGUUAAGCCAAAUGUUUUAAUUAUUUCCCUUUCUAUUUCUCUAUUCCAGGAACAGCCUGUUGACUCUGUGUGGUAUAACAGCUUUGUACAAAGCCACAGAAGCACUUCCACAUUUUCUUAGUCCUCAUUUAGUGGAUAUUCUGAUUAUGGUAGGUUUUUUCCCGCUGGUACUCUCUUCUGUAAGAUAUAUCAAUUAUUUUUGCCCGCGUGCGAUUGGUUCAAACGCGUCACGUGACCGCCAAUGGCCCACCUGAAACUGAGGAAUAACGGGUGAUAAUCCCAAGGUGAUAUUCCUCAAGCUUCCAACCUUGAGGCUGUAUAGACUGGAGUGAUUUUCAUGUAGUUCAUGUCAAACUGGGUAGUUUAACUUUUUUGAAGGUGACGCAACCAUCUCUUACUGGAGGAGAGGUUACAGAGGUCCAGCAAGAAAAGGAAGAGGUUACAAAGCAGUCGACUGUGGAUGUACAGUUAAAGGAUCGUGUAGUCUUGCUCAGGUAUCUUUUGUGAUGAGUAGACUUGACAAACGUCCACCCUACGUUUUCACUGACCCAGUGUAGUGCAUUUGACUCACACAGAUUUCGUUGAAGUGUGUUGCUAAGCCUUCCUCCUCUCUUACUUUCUUUUCCUUUGUAGGAAAGAACUGGCUUGUAAUAUUGCACCCCGAGUGCUGAUAUCGGCAGUGUCUGAUUGCUACAACAGUAUUGUCAACAAACACAAGGUUGAUAAUUUUUUGACUAAGUUUUUUGUAGUUUAUCUUUAUGUUAUCAUUCAGAUCUCCAAUCAUGAUCGUCAAUUUUAAUGUUUUCCCGUUGGAAUCAGUUACCUCAGGAACAUUACAGCCUCUUAUCAAACUGUGAUCUAAUUUACAUCGAAAGCCACCUUAAUAUUCUCCUUAAUUUUGUAGUUCUCGGGUGCUCGUGCCCUUCUCUGAUUGGUUUAAAAUCCCACUUUGUUUCUGGUGCCAAAGCGAACAUUGUCGGCAAUCGUUCGUGAUAACCUGUUUUGUUGUUAUCUUUUUAGGAACGUGUUUUUGUGCUGAUGGAUGUCCUGGCAGAAUGUGUGAAAGCCAUGAAAAAGGAGGAUAUUAAAACCUACCAUUCCAAUCUCUUUACGCUGUUCUUAGAAGCGUUGGAUUUCAGAACUCACCACAACCAGGAGGUAGGCUCGGUAGCGAUUCGUUGUUAUCGUUUUUUGGAAAUAAGAUUUUUAUACUUCUUACGAUGUUUAAUAUUUACCUAGGUAGUAUUUGUUAAUUUUUUUUUUAAGGGCACACUUAAUUUGGAUUCUCGCUCUGUUGUGUGUCCCGCACCUUCGUCUCUCGCUCUUGUGACCUCUUCAAAUGUCUUUCUUUUUCUUAGCAUUUUAGCAUUUUAGCCGUGUGAUCAUGGUGAAAGCGAUCAAAUAAAUAAAUAAGUAUUUUUUUGUGCUUCGUCUCCCCACCCCCCACCCCCCACCCUUCCCCUACAUUCUCUCUGCACAAUUAUGUCGCUGUUAUCUCGGGUCAGUCGUCCCACUUUUAGAAUUUUUAGAAUUUUCUUCUCGAGUAAAUGUGUUUCUCUUAAAUUGGUUCGUUCCAGGACGACGAUGAUCUCGUGGACAAAACAGAGCGUAGUGUGAUCGAGGCAUUUUUGUGUCUCGUGGUCAAGAUGUCCGAGGCUUCUUUUAGACCGACGUUUUUAAGGGUACGUCAGACACUGAUCUAUAGUCCUCACCCUCGAGAUCUUUAAACAAAAUGACUUAACUGACAGCCAAACAUUUCUUUGUUUGUCUGUUUUUGGAUGUGGUGUCAAAUCAAAUGUGGUGUCAAACAGAGUCCGUUUGUUGAAAACUUCCUUUCUUCUAUUAUUCUUGUUGAAAUCGUGAAAUAAGUUAUAUUCCAAUAAAUAUUGCGAUUGGUGGAAUUCAAAUAUAGCUUGAUGUUUCUUGAGAUGUCAGUUUUAGGUCUUACACGAACGCACGUUUCUUACAGUUGAUAGAUUGGGCGACCAGGCCUUCGUCCAGUAAGGAGAGGUUGAUUAUUUUCUAUCGUCUUUGCGACAGGUGAGGAAAAGGCGUUGCAAUACUAUUGUAGAGAUGAAUGUUUUGGUUUGUCAAGGGGCGAAUUGGACAAAUAGGUGAUGAAUCUCUUCAGGCGAACGGCAAACGCUUGAAAUGUCAGCUUCCGAGAAUCAUUACGGUGACCAAUUUGCAUUAUCAACUCAGUUGAUAAGUCAAAAUUAUCUUUAUAUAAUCCCCCACUGACGCAGCACCACAGUUUCUUUAGAAAGCUACAUCCUUUACCCCUUAGUCUUUCUCUGUGUUUGCUUCCAAAACUUCGGCCCUGCAUGCUCUCUUCGUAAUAGAAUGAACUUCAAAGUAAAAGAGAGUAUCUAAAUUUAACUGUCCACGUUUGUUUAUCUUCAGCGUGGCUAAUAAACUGAAAGGAUUGUUUGUGCUGUUUGCGGGUUACAUUAUGAAGAACUGUGCUUCUUUGCUGGAUGCCGCAAACAUCUCCAAAACUGGUAAGCAUCCUUUUGAAGGGCAAAUUUGAAUUUAGUAUCGGAAAUAAUCCGGCAUUUCAUUGAUUGAACUUUGGUACGUUGAGAGAACCUGCGCUAACCUCUCAACAAAUCAGAUACUAAACAAAAACUAACUGCGACUUGGCCACGCGCGUUUUCCCGCGCUCAAAGCUGUUAGCUUGUUUUACGUUUAAUCCUUUUUGACUCGUUGCGAUGUUAACGUUUAUUUUGUUUGCUGGCUGCGAUAACUUUGGUUUUUACUUCACUAAUGGGAAUUCCCUUGUCCUACUUUGUAGUUAAAUAGCACUCCUUACAUGAAACAGAUAUUUUCGAAAAUUAGCUGUGAUGGCUGCUUUCUUAGUUUCUUAGGAAUCAAAAUGUAUCCUUUUUUUGUUUAUAUUCGAACUCUAGAAGAGAACAUUUUUCCGGACGAGUCUCCAAACAGAAACAUGCAUAAAACUUGCCUCCUGUUGAACUACAUGUUGGAUUGUUUGCACAAAUGCUUCAUGUAUGACACACACGGAUUCUUGGACAGCGAUCGUUUCCAGUGUUUGAUGCAGCCUCUUGUAGACCAGGUAAUGUUUGCGUGACUUGACAGCGUUAUGUUACGACAAAAAAAAUUGUUCUGAUUCUUAAGAUAGCUUAUGCAGGAGACGGUGAUUUUGAAUGUUUCGUAUGUAAUCUCUUGUAGUUAAUUUUGUACAAUUUUUUUGUACACUGGUUUUUUUAAACAGAUUGAAAACCUGUUGGGAGGAGAAGAUACCUUCAGAGAGCGGCUUACGAAGCACUUGGCCCAAUGCCUCGCGCAGUUUGCCGUAGCCUCUGGGAGUGAUGCGCAGUGGAAACCGCUGAACUAUCAAGUAUUACUGAAGACUCGACACAGCUCCGCAACAGUAAGUGUGGAUUUCUUGACAUUGAUGCACCAUUAAGUCAGUCAAGCCGAAGGUCAGUCAAUGGGUGUUGGGUUUAAGUGUUAGUCAAUCGUUAAGUCAGUCAUUAGGUCGAUUGGUCUGUCUGUCAAACUGCCCGUGAGGUCAGUCGAUUAAUUCAACGGCGACUUUUUUUUAUCGGUAAGUCAACUCAGCACAUUAGUGAGGUUUUUCAGUCGGGCAAUUGGUCAGUCUACCAGUUAGUGAGUCAGUCAGUUUUUUAUUCAUAUAGUCUGGCAGUCAGUCAGUCAGUCAGUCAGUUUUUAUUCAUACAGUCUGGCAGUUAGUCAGUCAGUUAGUCAGUCAGUCGGUUUUUUAUUCGUACAGUCUGGCAGUCAGUCGGUCAGUUUUUUAUUCAUACAGUCUGGCAGGCAGGCAGGCAGUCAGUUUUUAUUCAUACAGUCUGGCAGUCAGUCAGUCAGUUUUUAUUCAUACAGUCUGGCAGUCAUUCAGUCAGUUUUUUAUUCAUACAGUCUGUCAGUCAGUCAGUCAGUUUGAAUAAGAUAAUUUACCACUUCAAGUCAUCAACUCAGUUGAUAAUACUUAAUUACCCAGUUUUAAUAAUACCUAAUUGUUCGCCAUUUUUUUUACUCCAGGUUCGUUUUGCAGCCCUCAAAGUUCUCGAGGGAUUCCACACAAGACUCGGAGAGGAGUUUAUGGUGCUUUUACCAGAGUCAAUUCCAUUCUUAGCAGAGCUUAUGGAAGGUAAGAGAACAAAACUUAAUGGACGUGACAAAUCAUUGUGUAACCCAUCGUUACAAGUUACGCACUAGAUUGUUAGCUUGCGUAGCCAGCGGUUUUCUGUGCGCUACGAAGCUUUGAGCAGCGAAGCUGCGCUGUUUGUUUUCACUGUUCCGGUGCCUUUACUUUCAUCGAGUGCCUGUAAGCCACAUGGGUUAUUUGGCAGCCUCCCUUUUACUGUAAAAUUUGCUAGAAGUAUUUUGUAAAGGUCCUACCUUACUUUUUUGUAAUUUUGCAGAUGAAUGCUUUGAGGUGGAACAACAAUGUCAGCACCUCAUCUCGGAAAUUGAGCAAGUCUUGGGAGAGCCAUUACAAAAAUAUUUUUAA